Molecule: messenger RNA, 2176 nt
Organism: Ciona intestinalis (vase tunicate)
Lineage: Eukaryota; Metazoa; Chordata; Ascidiacea; Phlebobranchia; Cionidae
Source: RefSeq, a predicted model, not a curated record
CGUCACACGAAGUUACGACCAAUAUAACCGGCAACCCCCUCCCCAAAACUUUGACAAUGACGACUGGCCACAGCCCCCGCCUAAUUCACCCCACCCCAGAGACACUACCCCACUACUACUCGCUACGACAAUCACCCAUACCGUGAGCCCCCACCAGGACGUGACGACACCCAUGGCUUCCCCCGCCCACCUCGUCACCCUUAUGACCCUGAUGAUGAAGAUAGCUCCGAGGGAAUCGAUGUCGACGCCCCUACCCCGCCCCCACAGAAGGGGAAGUCCCUGUGGGGGAACAAACCCCCUAGUGGCCAGAUGCGACGAGCCGAACCAGCAGGGUACCAGAAGGAUUAUGGAUACGAGCGACAACCAGGAGACGGGCUAAACAAUGAGUUGAACAAUCAACCGAUUGUUCGCAAACAAUCGCCUCCCAGGAAACCAAUGAGGAAUUCUAUCAAGAAUAAUUCGGAGGUACCUGAUCAGGGUAACCCCCCACAACCGGCCAAUGAGAAUCACCCGCUGAGCCACGCCCACUCUAAAGAUCGCCUCCGUGUGGCGAAAGGAAUGCCGUCACGUAAACCUCCAACGAGACAAUCGAGUUCGGGGAAUCUUAUUAAUGUUGAUGAUGACAAUGAUGACAAUACUGAUUAUGAGAUCACGGUUACAACAAACGAUUUACGUCACGUGCGACAAUCGCCGAUCACCGUGCAACAAACGAACAUUACAACCCCUCCUAAGGUGAAAGGUCACGAGGGUUCAAAGGUGAAAAGGUUGACCAAAGAUGAAGUGAAAGUUAAAGAAGACAAGAAACUUUCGGAACAAAAGUCAAAAAUAGUUUUCAAGGUUCCGGACCCCAACGCAACGAAACCCACCCCCCUUCCCGAUAUCACGGAACCCGUGAAUAAUAAGAAACAACCACCAACUUAUACAGGGAAUUCCCCUCCAAAGCCUAAGCAAUCAAUUGGAUCAGACCUUCUGGGGCAGUUCAAGUCUGCCCGUGAGAAUGCGGUGCGCAGUGCGGCCAAGAAACAGGACCGUGCACUCAAGUCAGUGGUGGCCCUCACCCGUAUGGGGCGUACCCCCUCACCCACAAAGAAGAAACCCCAGCCAGAGAAUUUACCCGAUAAAAACGCGGAUCGUAUUAUUAACAGCAAGUCAGCAUCCCCGGUUGAAAGCAGUCGGACAUCGGUCCUUUCAUCUUCCACGGUUACCGGGAGGAAGGAGGAGAGUGAUGGGAGUGGGAGGAGAGAGAGGAGGGAUGAUCGUCGAGGUCGUUCUCAUGGUCGAUCACGUGACGAUCAUGAUCGGCGUGAUCACGGGAGUCCAUCACGAAGAAGAGGGAGGUCGCGAUCACGUGAUCGUGAAAUUGAACCUCGUGAACGAUCACGUGAGAGGGAACUUGAUCGCGAUGAGCGGGCAAGGAAAUCACAGCGUGAUAUCUACCAUCGAGCGGUAAGCCCGUACAAACACCACCCCGAGGAUCCCCCUUACCCACGCAGGGAACCCCCCUACCCCCGUUCUCGUGACCCACGUUCCGACGAACCCGAUUGGGUUGAAGAGUUUCGUCGUCGUCGUGCCAAUGAUGAUGAUCAUGUGACGCGUCGCGCAUGGGUGAACGACCCUCGCUGGAAAGAUAAGCGUCGAGAGUUCGACAUCAACGAGUACGAGCGCGAUGUGCGGAAAGCCACGUCUUAUAAUAGCGACUUUGAACAGCCUCAACGUAAACAAAUGUUUCCGAGCAAGUUGAUGGCUAAGGGGAAUCCCCCACCUGGUAGGAAGCACCCAGGGGGGAAUCCCCGGGGUAAUAAUGACUGGAUGAGAGACUUGAAAGAAAACAACAAGAAGGCAGCGAAGAAUCGUUUCAGAUGAUGUUCCAGUGAUUCCAGUUGAAAACUUCGCAGUGUUUCCAGUUUUUUAUGCAAAUCAUGAUCACAUUUCUAUUUUUUGUAAAUCUUUUUACACAAUUUCAUAUAUCUGCGGUGCUGUUGUGUGAUGGACAAGUAUUUUAUGCGUUUUAUAUUUUUAGAUCAUCUAUAAAUUGUGUAAAUUAAUUAAUUGUCAUUGUGAUUGAUUAGUUGGCAUUGUGACAUCAUAAUCACAAUCGUUACUGCCUCGAUACAAAAUCAUGUUAUUUCUAUGGUGCGUGUGUAUAGCUGCUCACAUGUAUUACAACAUUCACUAA